This is a messenger RNA of Sebastes umbrosus (honeycomb rockfish), 1396 nucleotides long. RefSeq names its product endogenous retrovirus group 3 member 1 Env polyprotein-like. NCBI's taxonomy places the organism in Eukaryota, Metazoa, Chordata, Actinopteri, Perciformes, Sebastidae. The transcript has 3 exons. Bases 19 to 1023 code for a protein of 334 amino acids. The record is from RefSeq and is a predicted model, not a curated record.
UUUUUGAAGGGGUCUGGAAUGUUUAUGGGAAUAUCAGAGUGUGAUGGUUAUAUGAUGGAUUUAGGAAAGCGUGAGGAUGAGGAUGUGAAUAAGUUGUAUGAAGUGAUUUUUCAAGUGUCAAAGCGUAAGCCGAGUAGAACUUUGAUGGUAGAACAUCAAGUUUUGCCUGGUAAUGUGACUAUAGGCAAUUUCAGGGAUAUUUGGUGGAUUUGUGGUGAAAAUGCUUAUUUAUUUCUACCAUACAGGUGGACAGGAUGUUGCUAUAUGGCAACACUGAAACUCCCAUAUGAAGUUUUUUCUGUCCAGAAGGGAGAAGCAUCUGAUGAGGCUCAAUCUAAUGUUGCUUCUGGAAGUAGGAAUAAAAGAGAAUUAGCGCAAUUUCAUAAUCUGGAGUCCUACCAUUGGAGAAUAAGCAUAGGAGAAAAAUGGGGAAUAGGAUUGUUUCCAUGGUAUGGAGUGACAUUUUUGGCAGAUCAUAUUGAUAACAUUACAUACACCUUACAGGGCUUUGCAAACGAAACUAUAAGAGGUUUCGAAAUGUUGUCAAACACCCAAAGGAGCCAUAGAUUGACAUUGUUAAAACACGACAUGGCUCUUGAUUAUAUUUUGGCCAAACAAGGGGGCUUAUGUGUUGCGUUAAAUUUAACGGGAGAUGCCUGCUACACUUUGAUUCCUGAUAAUUCAGAUAAUAUAACUAAUGUCAUAGAUGCACUGAAGCACAUAAGAGAUGCAUUUGGUCCAUCAGAAGGAGCUGGUUGGUCUGCAAAUAGUUGGUUGCAGGAGAAAUUAGGGCCACUAGGAGCAGUGCUAGUUCAAAUUAUGGUAGCAGUACUUGUAUCGUUAUGUGUGAUGUUUUGUUUUUGCACGUUACUGUUGACUUUUGCGAAGGCUAUGAUAUUGAGAUGGGUUGGUGUAGUGAUGCCAGGAGAUCAGGUUCAGAUGCCAUUAUUAGAAAGGACUGAUUCGGACGAGGAUGAGAAAGUAAUGAUGGAAGGUGAACUGGUGGAGAAAUAUCCAUAUUAACCACAUUUAACAUACUUAUAGUUUUAACAUUUAUUUUAGAAGUGUAUUCAAUGAUUUGAAUUGUAUGUUAUUUCUACAAAAGAUACUGGUUGGUGUUUUCUUUUUCCCUUAAGAACAACAUUGGGGGAGGACCGCUAUGAAGGCGGUUGAUGAUUCAAGGAUCCCAAGCUGUUAAGGGAUUCAGAAAGUAUAAUAAGGACAAUCAAAAUGAAUGAAAGACUCUGAACAAGGACAUUGUGAAAAUGUUCAGAGUAAACAUGUCGUCACUACUACAUUGGGAAUCGACGUUGCAGAGGAACUACAAGCUGAUAAGUUCCGGUGUUUAGAAAAUAUAAAAUGAAUAAAAAAUGAAAAAUGAUGAUUGAAAAAUGAA